AUGUACAUCCCUUUUAAUUGCACACUUAGGGAGGUUACUAAAAUAGGAAAUUUCGAUAACGAACUUUUGUUUACUGUUUCGGAUGUUGUUACUCCGUUAGUGGAAUCUGUGACGUUAAAUACGCCUCAAAAUGUUCAACCAAAUUCAACUAUCGUGAUCAGUUGGUCUUUUAGUGGUGUUCAAACCACAAAUGUUGCGUUAGGGAUUCAAAAUUCACAAACGGCUGCUAUUACGUACAUAGAUACUAAUGCCGACCUCACAAAGAAAAGCGAAACUUGGAUCGUUUCUGUCGGGGCAGGAAGCUAUAAACUAUUUUUUAUGGAUGAAACUUCUAAUUCUUAUGUUUAUUCAAAUACAUUUGUUGUUUCAAAUACUGGUGGUAGUCCUAGCCCGCCCACUAAUAAUGCUUCGCCCGCUGCUACAACUUCAGAAAGCAAAGCGGAUGAUCUUAAAAAUAAAUUUUUUAUCGCUGCACCCUUUAUACUUUUAGUAAUAAUUGGUGUAGGCAUAGGUUAUUAUUUAAAAAAGAGACAUGACAGAAAUAAACAAAAUAAUCCAACUCCUUAUGAUAAUAAAACUUGCAAUAAAUGUCAUCAUAGUUCUUUACAAUACAAAUGUUCUAAUCAAUCAAGUAACAAAACUGAACCCUAUAAAACUGAACCCUGUGAAACUGGACCUUUAACACAAAAAGAAAUAUCAAAACAAUUAUAUGAGAAAAUUUUAACAUUAAAUACAAAUGAAUAUUUAGAAAAUGAUUUGUUAGGUAUAGAUUUUAAAUGUGAAUUCUUAAUUGAUACAAUGGAUGAUGAUUCAAAAAUAUUAUCCAAGACAAUUGCUGAAUUAAUAGGUGAAAGUGAUGAAUAUUAUUAUAUAUUCAAAAAUUCUUAUAAUUCAAAAAAAAAUCUGAUAAAGCAUGAAUCUAUUGAAAAGCAAAGAGAUCGAAUACCAAUUGAGCGAUUUAAUUGUAAUGGAUUAAUUAAAAUUAUUAUUAAUAUGGAACUAAAAAUUGCAUCAAUCCAUCUUCAGCAUUCUAUAAUUCAUAAACAAUCUGAGCAAUUUGGUGUAAAUGAAAAUAUUAAAGAGGAAAUUCAAAAAAAUAUACAUUUUGUUCCAAGUGAUAUUUAUCAAAUUUUAGAAUAUGAUAAUCCUAAUUUAACACAAAAACAAGUACAUGCUUGA
Messenger RNA from Cetraspora pellucida, 1179 nucleotides. Lineage: Eukaryota; Fungi; Glomeromycota; Glomeromycetes; Diversisporales; Gigasporaceae. The record is from the annotation of a GenBank genome assembly.